UGUGCAGAAAAGUAAUUGCAGUUCAGCGAAAAGGUUGUGUUGUGUCUUCUGGUAAUGUUGAUUUGACGUGUCGUGAAGGCGAGGAAGAAAUGGAUAUUACCAGCUUCAAUGCCAUAUUCCAGAACAGAGACAGGACCUACGUGUACCUGUGGACAUACAGUCAGUUUCAGCGGGAGCUGUCGGAGUGGGAGGCCAUUAACAAGCUGCUGCAGCGGCAUGGCUUCAAACCCGUGCAGUUUGCAGACCCCGUGCAGAACAAGAACCUGUCAGACCUGGUCCUCCUGGAGAAGACGGCAGCAGCUGAUCUGAGGGCCAUGCUGCGCACCAUGCUGUCAGACUCGGACCGCAGACAGGCCCUAAUACAGGAGCUCAUACAGUCUAAUACGCAACUCAAAGAGGAGGUGCAGCAGCAUCAGACCAGGGCGGCGCGUCACAGUGCCCGAUCGGGAGAGCUGGAGGAGGUGCUGGAGGGGGUGAAGGGCAAGGUCCAGGACCUGGAGGAUCGCUACAUCAACAAGGCAGCACAGCAGCACACAGUCUACACUCAACUACAGCAGGAGAAGAAGGAGGCAGAGGCUCGUUGUAAGGAGCUGGAGCGUCGCGUGUGUGAGGAGUCUGAGCUGGUCUCUCAGCUGAAGAAGAAACUGCACUACGCCGUCAGAGAGGAGCAGAGGCGCACCGCACGCCAGAACAAGGCCUUCCAGAACAUACUAACCAGGACUCACACAGACACCCCAGCAGACCAGCAGAUGCUGGAUAUCAUCGAUGUCUAUGAGACUCAGAUGCAGCAGCUGAGAGACCAGCUCAAAGGCCACAGGGAGCCGAGGGAGAGUGACAGCUGCAACGGCCAACCAGAGACAAGCUCCUCACACAGCUCCACCAAUCACAAUCACAAGACGUUACUCAAGUGGUAUCAGGAGCAGCUGCGGGAGACGAAGACCCAGAGAGAGGAGCUGAAGAGGGAGAUACAGAGCCUCAAAGAGGACCUGGAGACAAGGCCGACAGUGAAGGAGUUGAAGUCGUAUAAGCAGCAGCUGAAGAGGAUGGACCGCCUCUUACAGCAGACCAACCUCAGGGGUGCCCAGGGUCUGAUGCCUGAGGAUGUGGCUGAUGUGGAGAACAUUGAACACAUGCAGACCUCAACCUGCCGCACAAUACUCAAGUCGGUGUGUGUUGAGCUGGGUGUUGAGGAUGUGAAUCAGCUGCUUCCAACAUUGAAGAGCAAAGUCAAGGAGGCCGACACCACACAGCUGGAGAAGGUCCUGCGUGAUGUGAGUGCGUUGUUAAGCAGUCCCAGAGCUCCAGCCCAGCUGCUGCGGCAGCCCCCCAGCCGACAUCAUGCCCAGGACGCAGCCUCCCUACUGGGGGAGAGCAGCAGCAGCAUCCUGCCCACCCUGGAGCUCUGGCUGGACCAGCUGGCAGCACUCAAGGAGCUGCAUGGCUCUCUGGUGCGGCUGGUGAAGAGACUGCUCCCCUGGCAGGAGGGCGGUGUGUGUGGAGGACCAGGAGGAGCAGGAGGAGGAGGAGGAGGUGUGUGUGAGGAGGGGGUGAGGGUGGAGCAGCUGCAGCUGCUGGUGGAUACACUCCUGGAGGAAACCACGCCCCCAGAUAAGGUGCUGUGCAGUCCCACCAAGAACACGCUGCUUUCCAUGGUAACGCACUUCCAGAAGUUGUUUGACGUGUCGUCGCUAAGGGGCGUGUAUCCACGCAUGAACGAGGUCUACACGCGCCUGGCCGAGAUCACCAACGCCAUGAGGAACCUCAGAGACGUGCUCAACCUCGAUGACAAGGCCCCGCCCAGUGAGGUCGUCAACCAUGUGGCCAAAAUGGCAGCCGGCACGGAAGCCCCCAGCACACACGCACUGCUGCAGACGCACGAUAUAGACAGUAUAAUAGUGAGGCUGCAGGAGCAUGAGGAGUUCUUUCCUGCGUUCCACUCUCUGGUGCUGGACCUGCUGCAGACACUCGAUGUGCAGAGGAUAGAUGACAUCAUUCCUACACUGAGACAACUGAAGUCUAGAGAGCACUGAUUCUUUUUACCCGUGUGUGUGUGUGUGUGUGUGUGUGUGUUGUUUUCUAUAUUUAUAAAUAAAGUACUAUGAUCAAGUUUUA
Engraulis encrasicolus (European anchovy) is the source of this 2112-nucleotide messenger RNA. It is a transcript of the gene cep70, whose product is annotated as centrosomal protein 70. The transcript is spliced from 17 exons. Gene Ontology annotation, molecular function: gamma-tubulin binding. Gene Ontology annotation, cellular component: centrosome. The coding region runs from base 90 to 2030 and encodes 646 amino acids. Gene Ontology annotation, biological process: regulation of microtubule cytoskeleton organization; cilium assembly. The record is from RefSeq and is a predicted model, not a curated record. Lineage: Eukaryota; Metazoa; Chordata; Actinopteri; Clupeiformes; Engraulidae.